Molecule: messenger RNA, 1664 nt
Organism: Xiphophorus maculatus (southern platyfish)
Lineage: Eukaryota; Metazoa; Chordata; Actinopteri; Cyprinodontiformes; Poeciliidae
Exons: 5
Coding region: 460-1539 (359 amino acids)
Biological process (GO): adaptive immune response
Cellular component (GO): membrane
Molecular function (GO): signaling receptor activity
Source: RefSeq, a predicted model, not a curated record
ACAGCUGAAAACAUCCUGUUCACAGAUGGACAGUCAGCAUUGUUUCCUCUGGAAUAUUCAAAUAAUUAACACAAUGGUUUUUGAAGAAGUGAAGCAGUUGAUGCAAAUUUUAAAGAAUUGUGCACAAAUUUAUGGGAAGAUAAGUGAAAUUACUUUAAACAAUAAGGCCUGAUCAUGUCCGGUAUACCUUAACAUUUUUCUUUCCAAUUUCUGACAGUCACUGGAUUAUUGUUAAGAUAUUUGGUUUGACAGAAGCUAUAUUGUGUGUGUUAGUGUGUGCUUCCUCUUGCACAGGCCUUGAGGUUAGAAGGUGGAGCUACAUUGGGUUCUUCUUGGUUUCAUUUACGGUUACCCAAACUUUUGUCAUAUCAGUCUGAAUCGUCGGCAUGUAACCUGUGUUGUAAUGGUUUACAUCAUUGUCUUUCUUCAGCAUCGGUUUUAGUAUCAGUGGCAUUGAGAAUGACUGGGAUCCGGUACCUGGCUUGUCUGUGGACUGUGGUCAUCACUCUUACUGGUUUUGUUUUUUGCGGCGAUGUUUCGUUCGUGGAGCGGCUGGAGGGAGAGUCGGUGGUCGUCCACUGCCACAUGAAGCCGAGGGGCCAGCCACCCUUCGGCCUCUACCUGAAGCGCAGCUGGCUCCGUCCCGUAGACGUCUUCUUCAAGUACACCAAGAACGACGCCUCCGUCAACGAGUCCUUCAAAGGCCGAGUGAGCGUCAGCGGGGACCCGAGCAGUUACUCCGCCAACGUGACCAUCUUCCAGCUCAGGGCCGCCGACACAGACCGCUACACCUGCGAGUUCAUGGUGGAGAGAAUGGGCGCAGAGGAUGAAAAGAUCCAAGGCAACACCGAAAUCUUCCUCCAAGUCAGCUCUGAUGCUCCGAGCUCUGUGGACCUGGACCUGAUCCAGACCUGCACCGGAGACUCCGCUGUCCUUCCGUGUUUCACCCCAAAUAGCGAAGGCUUGGCUGUGGAAGGCGUGGUUCUGAACAGGCAAAGGGGCCGAGGCCCCGUGGAGGUGGCCUACCACUCUCAAAGGCGCCACAUUUCCCUGUUCCCCACUGAGAGAGUCCAGCUGUCGUCUGCGCCCGGACCGGGCGGCAUCACCUUCAAUGUGACGCUGCUGCAGCUCCAGCCUGAGGACAGCGCCCUCUACAGCUGCCAGCUGCUCCUGCGCGGCAGGCCGGACAGCAGCACCAGUCUUAAGGGUCAAGUGUUCUUUAUUUCCAUCCAAGGUGAUAGGUGUGGCUGCUCCAGCUACCCCAUGCUGCUCUACGCCUUGUCUGGAGCUGCGGGCAUCCUCUUCCUCCUCCUGCUCCUCGUUGGAUGUGUGGCGGCGCGUAAAGGUAAAACCCGCCAGGAUAUCAAGACACACUCUCAGGCGCCCAUCUACGAGGAGAUGAUCGGUAUGCAGUCUCCCAGCCGAAAGCUGACCGAAUCCUCCGAGUACAAAAACUGCCCGGUGAAGAGGGCCAGCCCUGGAAACCAUUAUGAAAGCCCGAGUGGGGCUCUCUUUCCCCGGAGGGAUUCUGAGAAAUGAUGUGUUAGAUCAGAAUAGGAUGACCCAAAACUUUCUGAGAUUCGCAGAACUCUUUCACAUCUGUUUAUUGACUAUCAGAAAAUAUAUUUUUGUGGCCUUUCAAACAAGAAAAAAAAAAAAAAAAA